GGCCUUUUUUGUUGGGUACCCAAACCAUUCCACUGCCCCAACGCUCAGACCUACCCAUUCUGGUGCAAAGAAGUCACCUGUAGGGGGAAGGGUCACGUUCUCACAGCCUGGGAGUCUUCCCUGUGCUCAGUCUGGCCGUUGGGAAUGAGUCAUGUCUGUGCUUCUCCAGAGGGGUCAGGCUCUAGGGAGUUUAGGAGGAUGUGUCUGGAGCUUUUGAGCAGGCAGUGAAGGCCCCUUAGGAGUCUAACCACCAGUUCAUCCCACCUCUCAGUGGGUGUAGGAAGCUCUCCAGUAAUCUGGGCUCCCCUGCUCCGUGGAAGAGGUGAAUGUGGGGCAGCCCCUGGUGGGGUUGCCAUAAAAUGCGGCAGGGGACAGAGAUUACAAUCUCUUCUUCCCUUCUGCCCCAAUAAUCCCUACCACCCUGACGGAGUUCAGGGUCAGGGAUCUGGGCCCCUGAGGGCAGCAGGCUGUGGGUGUUCCUUGGAUUUGGGAUAACUUUGCUUCCUGCGAUGUCCUAAUUGUAUGUGUGGGUGGAGGAGGGCAGGCAGGCAGAAUGUGGGCACAGUCUGGACAGGUGGUGGCCUGGCGUUAUGCUGGACUAGGAGUAGCGUCUAGCGCUCCCCUCCUGUGCCUGAGGAGAGCUGUUCUCACUGCUUUCCUGACUUCUACCCCAAGAAACUGAGGUCAGGAAGUCAGAACAUGUGCCCCCGUGAUAUGAUUUGAGCCCAGAAGAGGAUAAUAAGAAUGAAGGGCUCUAGGCAUUUCUUUCUGUGAGAUCUUUACCAACCCAGGUGUUGUAGAGGCAAGAACACUGGCCUGGGAGUUCAGAAGACCUGUGCCCUAGUCUUGGUUUUGCUGCUGGUCUACUGUGUCUCAUCAGCAGAGGAAGAACCCAUGCUGGAACGCCGCUGCAGGGGCACCCUGGCCACGGGCCCUGCCCGGCCCAGGCUCUCUGGGCCCUCCCAGCAGUCCGCUCCAACCCCGGAGAAGGAGUCCGGCGGGCUGAGGUCACAGGGCACCUCUGUGGCCCACUCGGGUAGCCAGUCCCCCAGUAGGGCCCAUCGCUGUGCCUACUGUCGAAGGCACUUCCCAGGCUGGGUGGCCCUGUGGCUUCAUGUCCGACACUGCCAGGCCCGGCUGCCCCUGGCCUGUCCUGAAUGUGGCCAUCGCUUCCGACAUGCCCCUUUCCUGGCACUGCACUGCCAGGUCCAUGCUGCUGCCACCCCAGACCUGGGCUUUGCCUGCCACCUCUGUGGGCAGAGUUUCCGAGGCUGGGUGGCCCUGGUUCUGCAUUUGCGGGCCCACUCAGCUGCAAAGCGGCCCGUGGCCUGUCCUGAAUGUGAGAGACGCUUCUGGCGCCGAAAGCAGCUUCGGGCUCAUCUGCGGCGGUGCCACCCCCCUGCUCCUGAGGCCCGGCCCUUUAUAUGUGGCAACUGUGGCCGCAGCUUUUCCCAGUGGGACCAACUAGUUGCUCACAAGCGGGUUCACGUAGCUGAAGCUCUGGAGGCGGCGGCAGCCAAAGCCCUUGGGCCUCGGCCCAGGGGCCGGCCCGCAGUGACGGCCCCGCGGCCUGGUGGAGACGCUGUAGACCGCCCCUUCCAGUGUGCCUGCUGUGGCAAGCGUUUCCGGCACAAGCCCAAUUUGAUCGCCCACCGCCGUGUGCAUACGGGCGAGCGGCCCCACCAGUGCCCCGAGUGUGGGAAGCGCUUCACUAAUAAGCCCUACCUGACCUCACACCGGCGCAUCCACACCGGCGAGAAGCCCUACCCGUGCACGGAGUGUGGACGCCGCUUCCGCCACAAACCCAACCUUCUGUCUCACAGCAAGAUCCACAAGCGAUCGGAAGGGUCUGUGCAGGGCACCCCCGGCUCGGGGAGCCCCCAGCUUCCUGCAGGCCCCCAGGAGCCCUCAUCUGCACGCACCCCGCAGGCCCCACUGAAAUCUGCCCAGGAGCCGGCCCCGGCGCCGCUGCUGGAGCCCCCAGGAGAGCCGGCACAGGACCAGGCGGGAGCGCCCCCCUCCCUCUACAGCUGUGAAGACUGUGGCCGCAGCUUCCGCCUGGAGCGCUUCCUGCGGGCCCACCAGCGGCAGCACACGGGCGAGCGGCCCUUCACCUGCGCGGAGUGUGGGAAGAACUUCGGCAAGAAGACCCACCUGGUGGCCCACUCCCGCGUCCACUCGGGCGAGCGGCCCUUCGCCUGCGAGGAGUGCGGGCGCCGCUUCUCCCAGGGCAGCCACCUUGCAGCCCACCGGCGCGACCACGCCCCUGAGCGGCCCUUCGUCUGCCCGGACUGCGGCAAGGCUUUCCGCCACAAGCCCUACCUGGCAGCCCACCGGCGCAUCCACACCGGCGAGAAGCCCUACGUCUGCCCGGACUGCGGCAAAGCCUUCAGCCAGAAGUCCAACCUGGUGUCCCAUCGGCGCAUCCACACGGGAGAGCGCCCCUACGCCUGCCCUGACUGCGACCGCAGCUUCAGCCAGAAGUCCAAUCUCAUCACCCACCGCAAGAGCCACAUCCGUGACGGUGCAUUUUGCUGCGCCAUCUGUGGCCAGACCUUUGACGACGAGGAGAAGCUCCUGGCCCAUCAGAAGAAGCAUGACGUCUGAGAGGGCAGGGGCUGCGGAGGCCGGGGGGCAGAGGGAGAGUGGCCGGUGGCAUUCUCCCGGCCCCAGCGCCCCUGCCGCUGCCGGUGGAGGGGCGGGAGGGAGAGGGCUGUGAGCUGGCCCCGGAGAGGGAGGGCCCUCCUUGCAGAACACAGGGCCCCGGCCUCCAGCUGGUGUUUGCUAAGGGUCCCUCCUGACCAUCCUGUGCCCUGGAAAAGUAGCAAUAGCAGCUCCACCUGUUCUUAGAGCCCCCCCCUCCAGCUGGAGAAGGCCCCAGGGGACAGGAAGACCCUUCUCUGGUGUUAACGCCUUAAUGUCCUUGUCUUUUAUUAUGAGUUCCUUCAGCUAAUUUUUUGGAAGUAGGUGUGGUACAGUCAUUAGUAAACGAGGGCUUGGGAGGAAAAGUGGACCAGCUGGGUGCCUUUGGGAGAACCUGCUGGCCUUGUUAGGCAGCGCUUGGGUCUUUUCCAGCACCAGGAGGCAAAGCAGAGCUGAGCUGCUCUAACCUGUCCCACUCCGUCCCUUUGCUUCCUGCUGCCCCUGCACAGGCACCCAGAUUUGGAGAGAUCUGUCUGCUAUUAGUGCUCGGCUUGUCCCCUUCCUCCCUGAGAUCAACUCUCCAGGGCAUUUCCCCUUUGGUCUACUUGCUUUAUCCACCAGCACUUAGAGCAUCCCCUGCCUAUCAGCGGCGCUUGUCCAGGCUUUUUUCUGAACCCCCAACCCACCUCCUCCACUCCUUCAAGAAGUCAACGUGUGGAAAGGACUGCCCCAUUGAUAAUGGGUGACAGAUGAUAGGGGUGAGUUCCCUUUUCAAUAUUUCUAGCAUAUGGAUGCCCAGCCUCUGCUUGAACACUUAGGUGACAGGGAGUCCCCACCUUCUGAGGGUCUAGUUCUAUUAUAAGACAAUUCUAAUUGUUAGAAAUUCUUCCUUAUAAUGAAUGAAAUCUGCUUUCCUGUAAUUUCUACCUGUAGGGCCUUGUUCUGUUCUCUAACUAAAUGGAACAACUUAUCCUCCAUUUCAAGCUAGAGAAUAAAGAAUUGGUUUUAGAGUCA
Molecule: messenger RNA, 3657 nt
Organism: Manis pentadactyla (Chinese pangolin)
Lineage: Eukaryota; Metazoa; Chordata; Mammalia; Pholidota; Manidae
Gene: REPIN1
Product: replication initiator 1
Exons: 2
Coding region: 895-2607 (570 amino acids)
Biological process (GO): regulation of transcription by RNA polymerase II
Cellular component (GO): nucleus
Molecular function (GO): RNA polymerase II cis-regulatory region sequence-specific DNA binding; DNA-binding transcription factor activity
Source: RefSeq, a predicted model, not a curated record